Aegilops tauschii subsp. strangulata is the source of this 399-nucleotide messenger RNA. The record is from RefSeq and is a predicted model, not a curated record. NCBI's taxonomy places the organism in Eukaryota, Viridiplantae, Streptophyta, Magnoliopsida, Poales, Poaceae.
AUGGCGACCCCGCCCCGCCAGCCACUGCAGCCCGCCGAUGCCCAUCGCCGGCCCCCGCGGGCCCGAGCCGCCCCGCGCCUCCUAGCGCGGCGCCCGAGCCAAGGCGCUCCGCCGCCCGACGCCUCGUCGUCCGCCGGCGCCUCCCGCGUCUCCGCCGGCGACCCCCGCCGCCUCGCCUCACCAACCCCGACGCCGGUCGCCGCCUCGCCUCACCAACCCCGACGCCGGUUGCCGCCCCGCUCCUCCACCGCGUGCCCCGGCCUCCACCUCGCCAGAUCCGGCGCCCCCAACCCCCGGCGACCUCCCCCGUCCACUCCGGCCACCGCGCCGCCCAUCUCCGGCGAAGCUCUGGCCGCCUCGGUUCGCGUGCCCACCAAGAACCCUAGAUCUGGAGGUUGA